AUGGGUGAAGUAUUGCCGGUGGAGACUCAUUUGGUGCGGGAGGAGAUUGAAAAGUUGGUCGAAUCGGUGAGCUUGAACGAGCUGACCAGUGGCAAAAUCCGCAAACAUCUUCAGGUUUCCUCUAAAAAUAUAAAUUUUGAUGAAUAUUUCGGCGGUUCAGGACAAAUUCGACAAGGAUUUCGCCGAGUUCAAGGCCGUCCUCAAUGAACUGACGAAGAAAGCGAUCGAAGCCUUUCAAGCGAAAAAAGCGUCGUCGACAGAAAGUUCGGACGAUUCUGAUGAUGAUGAUGAAGUGUAGGUUGAUCACGAUUUUUUGCGGCAUUUUGGGAAUUUUGGACGGAUUUUGAUAUUUUUUCGUGCUCUUACUCAGAGUUUUGUUUUUUGGUGUUUUCUCGAUGUUUUUUUCGAAUUUUUUUCAAUGCGUUCAUUUUGAAGCGAACCGUAAAAAAAUAUUUUUUUCUUGUUUUUUUCAAAAUUUUUGCUGGAAGUUUCACAAGUUUUUGUUACAAGUUUUAUUGUAAGAAAAAAAAUAUCUGUUUUUCAUCUCUUAAAAAUUAUUUUCUGAGCUAGAAAUUUUUGACAAAACUGUUUGUCCUUUAUCACCUUUUUUUAGCAAAGGGAUUUUUCUUAUUUUUAUUAUGGAUUUUUUUCAGAAUUGUUCAAUCUUCAACAUUGUACGCUUAAUUAGAAAAUUCAGAGAUUAGGCUAUAAAUCCUCGGAACUUUUCACAAAUUAAAAUAAUAAUAGAACUUGUAAAAUCGUCAUUUUUACAUGAAAACUGAAACUUUUUUCAAUUUCUCACGAAUAAGCUCUCUUUUAGAGCAAAACCGGCUGAAGCCGAGGUCACGUCGACUUCUGAAGCAGCUGGAAAGGCUUCAGAAUCGGAUUCCGAUUCGGAUCACGGCUUGGCUUCGACCCAGAGAGCCAAGGCGACCAGAGGAAGGAAGAGAAAGGUGAGAUUCAGGACGAAAAUGAUUUGAGAUUUAUUUUACGUCAUAAAGGACUGUGUGAGAAAAAAGUGCAGCUUUUGCGCAAAAUCCUUUUAAAGACCGGAAAAUGUACCUUCUGUCAUCUUCCUUGAGAAAAGUCUGAAAAGAUGGAAAAGUCUAAAAGAAAAAAAAAUGGAAGUACCAUUUUUUUUUCAAUUUUUUAUUCACUUUUCCGCAAUCUGGAAAAAGAUUCUUUGAAUAAAAUCUUCCAAAUAAAGAAAAUUUGCAGGCGAGCAACGACGGCGACGACCUGGCGACAAUCGUGAAGUCGUCGCGUCGCGAGGCCGCCACUCGCGCCAAACAGAGCAUGCGGAAAAGCGCCGGAUUCGCCGGCCGAAUCGCCCGACAAUCAUCCUCGACGAAGGAGAAGAAGGACUCGGACAAGAUCGGCCCCAAGACCAAGCUCUCCUGGGUCUCGCCCGAACUCCAGAUCAUCGUUGGCAAACCCUACACUCGUCGCUGCGAUGUUAGUCUUGGCCAAGUUUAUAGGGAGGAGAAUUCUCUUUUUUGCUGGAAAGUUAGCCGUUUGGGUAGAUACGCGGGACUUAAAAGAGACCUGUGUGAGGCUAAAACUUUCGUUUCGGGUGUUCGUAUGAAAAACGGGCGAGAAGCGGGUGUUAGUGGUCAAAAAGAGAGCUGGUUUUAGGACUCUUUACCAAAAAUUUAUCAAAUCCUUUUUUGCGACAUUUUUUAUAUUCUAAUAAAUGGAAUUCCUUUACUUUUCAGAUCGUCAAAUCGAUGUGGAAAUACGUGAGAGAGAACGAUCUCCUCGACCCAAAAGGACAAGCGAUUCGCCAUCUGUGACCCGACUUUGUUCAACAUUUUCAAGAAGAAACGCUUCCAAGUUUUUGGGUUCGUUUUUGAUUUUAAAAAAAACAGGCUGAAGGGCUCUUCUUUUUCAAGAAACGACUUUUCGGCUCUUGUUCUCUAUUUUUGCCGCUCAUCCUGAGUUAUUUGUAUGAGAUUCUGCUCGAAUUGGCUCAUUUUGUCUCUUCUUUGCAACAUUUUCAGGUCCCAAUACGAAGAAAAUGUAGCAUCCUGUCUGUAAAAGAUCAUAUAUAUCAUUAUUUUGGAGUUAAUCAUUUAAUUAAAAAAAUCAAAAUGUAAAAACAUUGCUCCUCAAAAAACGAGUUCCGAACCAAUUUUUGUCUCUUUUUUGGGAGAUUUUUCACCAUUUUGCUGUUUCAGAAUGGCGAGACAUCUGAGCAAGCACGUCCGCGAGCCGCACGACAUGGGCCAGGAGUACAUGGACGAGGCCGAGGAGGAGAAACGUCGCCAGAUCGCAGAGUACAAUGUUCGUAAGAGAGGAAACCGUUAUAUCACUUUAAAAUCUAUUUUUAGCUCGGAAAGAUCUUAUCUCUUAUCAAAAACAUAGUUGAGAAAAAAAAAUGGUGAAUCAAGUUUCGAAUACGAGUUUAUGGGAAUUGAAUUCCCGGAUUUUGUACGUUUCGUAGGAAUUUCAUUAAAGAGAACGAAACGAAUGAAAUGUUUUAUUACCUCUCUGAACUUUUCGGCUGAUCUAAUCUUUGGAAACUAAAGAGCGUUCAUAGAAAGCAGGCUUUUUUUUUCUCUGAACGCUCUCUUGUUAACCAAUACUCUCUAACAUUCGAAGGUUCUGAAAAUCUAUUGACUUUUUGUUAACUUGUAACAGAAUAAUUGAAAAGUCUUGAUUCGAAAUCGAUGUCGGUAUUAUUAAUUCGGAAAAUUUAAAAUAUGAUCGAGUUUUGGCUGUUUUUACAGUAAUAAAAUCCGUAAGAAUCUUUGAAUGUUAGAGAGCGUUCGAAAAAUGAGAGGGCGCUUUUAUUUUUUUCAAAUUUACCGUUUUUUUGUUAAUUUAGAACAUGAUAGGAGAAAGAUUUUUGAAUUAAAAAUCGUUUGGAUCACUAUAAAUUUUCUGAAAAUUUUAAGAUUACAUCGAUUUUUCGGCUGUUUUUAAUAUUAAACGACUUCGUUCACUGAGCCUUUUUUUAACGGAAAAAAAUAACAGAAGAUUGAUUUCAAAAAUGUAUUUUUUUAGGCGAGACAGCAAGAAAAAGCUGACGAAUCGGGAUCGGAAGGUGCUGGAGGGGAAGACAGUCGUGGCGGAGCUGAAUCUGAAGGAGAAGCCGUCGCUGAAGAGUCCGACUGA
Messenger RNA from Caenorhabditis auriculariae, 3117 nucleotides. The record is from the annotation of a GenBank genome assembly. NCBI's taxonomy places the organism in Eukaryota, Metazoa, Nematoda, Chromadorea, Rhabditida, Rhabditidae.